Molecule: messenger RNA, 5243 nt
Organism: Harpia harpyja (harpy eagle)
Lineage: Eukaryota; Metazoa; Chordata; Aves; Accipitriformes; Accipitridae
Gene: TMEM129
Product: transmembrane protein 129, E3 ubiquitin ligase
Exons: 4
Coding region: 76-1164 (362 amino acids)
Biological process (GO): protein ubiquitination
Cellular component (GO): membrane; endoplasmic reticulum
Molecular function (GO): ubiquitin protein ligase activity
Source: RefSeq, a predicted model, not a curated record
GCCGCGGGGUGGCGGCAGCGGCGGCGGCUGGGGCCGGGCCGCGGCGGGAACGGGCCGUGCCCGGCGGGGCGCAGCAUGGAGAGCCCGGCGGUGACCUUCACGCUGGCCUACCUGGUGUUCGCCGUCUGCUUCGUCUUCCCGCCCGACGAGGUGCGCUCGGCGGGGCUGACGGUGCAGAGCCUGCUGGCCGCCUGGCUGGGCAGCGAGGACGCGGCCUUCGUGCAGUACCACCUGCGGCGCAGCACCGGCACGCUGCUGGCGCACUCCCUCUUGCCCCUGGGUUAUUACCUUGGUAUGUGCUUUGCUGCACCUGAAAAACAUCUUUGUUUUUUCUACCUGGCUUCAAAAGGGUGGAAAACUUUCUUCUUCUUCGCUGUUCUCUUUCCAGCAGUCACCAGUGCCCUGGCAUAUUACUGGUCUCGGAAAGGUUGGAAUAAUCAUCCGUUGGCCCGAACACUCGCUGUUCAUGCUCUCCCGCAGUCGGGUUGGAGGGCAGUAGCUUCUUCCAUCAAUAUGGAAUUUAGGAGAAUCGACAAAUUUGCUACCGGGGCCCCAGGAGCGAGGGUGAUUGUUACGGACACAUGGGUGAUUAAAGUGACCACCUACUGUUUACACGUUGCCCAGCAGCAGGACAUUCAUUUGACGGUCACGGACUCCAGACAGCAUGAACUCACCCCAGACUCAAAUAUGCCUGUGCAGUUCCUCACCAUCCGUGUUGCCAGUAUUAAUCCCUACGUGAAGGCAUUUGAUAUCCGGUUGAACUCCACAGAGUAUGGAGAGCUCCGAGAAAAGCUCCGUGCUCCCAUCAGCAAUGCAGCUAAUGUUGUAAUCCAUCAAAGCCUUAGUGAUUUGUUUCUAGAAACCUUUACAUCUCUGGUGGAAAUUAACCAGACGUAUCCUGUUCCAGGCACUCAGGAGCUGGAGCCAUGCAUAGGAUGUAUGCAGACUAUCGCUAACAUCAAGCUCAUCAAGAACUGCCAGGAGCCAAACGAAGGGGAAUGCCAGCAAUGCUACUGUCGUCCCAUGUGGUGCCUCACCUGCAUGGGCAAAUGGUUUGCCAGCCGACAAGAUCAGCAGCACCCAGAGACCUGGCUGUCGAGCCAAGUGCCUUGUCCGACUUGCCGAGCCAAAUUUUGCAUUUUAGAUGUUUGCAUAAUACGAUGAAUAAUACUUGGGUAUGUUUUAACUUUUUAAAUUUGAAUGUAUUUCAUAGUGGGUUUGGUUAAAAAGCCUCUUAGAUUUGUUUCUGAGACUUCAUGUUCUACAGGGGUGCAAAUUCCAAAGCUUUCUUUUACAGUGUUGAAAACAGAUGUAAAUCUUUUCAGUUCCUCUCCACUUUUACCUGUAUCUUUGUUUUUUAUUCACCAGAUGUCAGUACCUGGAAUUUUUUUUUUUUUUUUAACCCAUAUUUUGCUUUCUUAUGUCUUGGAUGGAAUAAGGGUAUCCCUCUGUAUUUGCAGUACUAUUCUCUUUUCAAGUAUUAACAUAGGUUAAAUUCUUUAAAUUUUUAAAUUUAACUUGGGUUUUGAUUCUUUAGUAAAGGGCUGAGAAAAUUACUUUGGUUAAACUUCAUUGAUACUUUUGUUCUUCCUUAAUGCAUUUGUAAAGUUCUUAUUAAUCUUUGCAGGUGUUCACCAAACAAGUAUCCCAGAUGCGUUCCUUCUGCUGGUCCCCUCCACUUAUAAAGGGAUCGGUUUCUGUAGGCUAAGGAAUUUAAUCCCUGAAGAUGUACAACUCCCAUAGGCACCUUUUAUUCCAUUUAUCUGCCUCUAGCUUAUUUUUUGAUGGAUGUAUUUAUUUCAAAUAACAGAAGGAUUCAGAAACAUACCCCAUUUACUUACACUGCUAAUGCUAUGCAUCGUUAAAUCUGUUGGUUUCCAGGAGCUACACUGCUUAGGGUUUCAAUGCUCUUUAGGUGAUGGACUUUUUUUUUAUCCAUUUGAAGGGAGUGCAGCAAACAUCUGAACUGUCUAAAUACUCUGAAAGAAUGCACAGCUAUUUUGAAGCCUGUAAGUUUUUUCUGAGGGGUAACCUUUGCCCUGAAAGAGAUGCCAAGAUCGCAGAAGGUUUAAGUUGCCGUGCUAGAUGCCUAAAGAAUGACCAUCAUUAACAAAAGUUUUUCAGGCUUGCAAUUCAAAAACUGAUCAUAAGCAGUAGUCAGUUUUAAUAUUCAUAGGGUACCGAUGCACACUUCUUGAUCUGAUCUGCAUUAGGAUAAUUUGUAAAUUAAAAUCAAAGCAUUUUCCAUACAUUUAAGGAGCCCUACUCCUACACCUGAAUGCAAUGCUUAGUGUUCUAGCUGUCCAUCACACCCUUCAAUGAACAAUUAUUUGGCAUACUGCUUGGUGGAAAGCUUCAAGCUGGUGGAGAAUUGUGUGAGUUCUUACACUGACCUGUGCAUUGCAGGGGCUGAGAUGCAGGUAUUCUCUUGCUUGGGUUGUCCAUCUUAGAGGGGUAGUAAUCUCAGGCAACCAGGUGGGUCAAAUAGCGAAAGGAAUAUUUUAAUGCUUUGGUCUAGGAGUUUGAUCUUACCAGUAAAUCACUAGCAUAGAUGGCAUGCCAGUGAUUACAUGAAAACAUCUUGAUUACCAUGACAGGUAACUGCUUUGAGCAGGAAUAGGUGGCAGAAUGUUAAAAACGGUACAAGUACUGUAAGCACAACCAUGAAAGAUUUCAUUAGAGUCUCAGCCUAGCUUCGGUUGCAUGGUGAAUGCACUGAACUGCGCGUAGAGCCAGUCAGCCAGGAAAUGGUUAUGAAUGUGGCUGCAAGCCAUAUUUUGGAGAGGGAUAAGGAAUUGAGAAGAGAUUUGACAGCAUCAUUUGAGAACUAACAUAUAUGUUAUAUUGUUGGUGGUGUUGGGGGUUUUUUGUUGUUUUUUUUUUAAUAAUAUGCACUUAUAAAAGUCCAAACUCUUUGGGUUUAAGGACACUAGUUGCUUGAGAAUAUCUCAGUUGUUACAUAUACAACAUCUACUAUGCAGUUAUCUAUACUACCUAUUAAUAAGGGUGAUUUUUCUGUUUCUCGUUACCUUUUGCUUUGUACUGCAUAGAGUGAAAAUUUGACACAGAGACUGGUAGUAUGGCUUUGUCUCUCUUUUCCAAAGAGAUCUUAAGUGGCAUGCCCCUCUUCAUCUGCAUAGGAUUAAAUUGAGUUCCUGAGUUUCAGACAGAUUUGUUGACAAGUCUGAAAAUUAAUAAAAAAUCAAGGAGCCGAUCAGUGAUUGAAUUUUAAAUAUUUUCCAGUACUUCUGUUGGAAGUUUGAAAUGGUCUCUGCAGGAUUUUUUAACCUUUGGAAGAUUCUUACAGGGUUGGGUGGUGUCAUCUGACAUGCACCUCCUCACAACACAGCAGCCUUUACAAAUAAGCAUUUUGUACCAUUUAAUUCUGGGAAGUUUACAUAAUGUGGCACAGAUAUAAGGGAUGUGGUCCUUGAAAUAGUUGCAGAAGAGAGGGUAGGAUUUUGGAGUUGUGGUUUUGCCACUGACAGGCAUUCAAUUCCUACAGCUCUUUUCCUCUUUGGAAUAAAAAUAUUUAUUGUAAAGAUGUGUGAAGUUAAAAUCAUAAAGGCCUCAAGAAUCUUAGAUACAUGUAGUUGCAGAUGGUUUUAUAAAAGAAAAACAGGUCAGUUGCCAAUAGUAUCUCAUGUAAUAAGAGCUUUAGUCUCCUACUUGCUUGUGCAGUGGAGUUGUUCUUUACAGAAAUCUACUUUGAAUUGUUUGGAAGUUUUCGUUUUAGUGGAACUUUGCUUUUAUUCAUCUUACUUCUUUUGCCAAUAUAACAGGACGACAAAGUAACAGUCAUAAAUGUAUAAUACUCUUGCAUCUUUUAAUUGUAGUGCUCUAUCCACAGAAGUGCCUCAUAGAAAACUUAGUGAAAAUUACCAAAAUAAAAUUAUGAUUUAUGUUAGCAAUAGUGCCUGGCUUAAAUUCCUUAAAACAAGCAUUUUUUUCCAAGUUUAAAUUCUAAGAGUAAUCUGGCAUGCCUCCAAAGUUUUUAAGCUUCUUAAAGACUGUGUUAGACAACCAACUUGUUAAAAAUCCGUAUGACGUAUUCUUCUUAGAGACAGUAGAAGGAGAAACCAUGAUGUCUCCCUGCACAGUCAUGGGAUAUCUUAUUUGUCUUGAAUAAAGCACUGAACAUGAAAAUAAUAGAGUACAAAAAUAGGCAUUUGUCUUUGUGAUAGCUUCGGGUCAUCAACCGAAGAACCACAUGCACGUAUAGGGCUGUUCUAGAGAAGAUCUCUCUCUGCAGUAAAAAGAAAUACAUUGCCUCCCACCCAAUCUUGAUACGUUUCUUUAACAUAAGAAUAGGGUUUAGAAUUGGUCUUUUUACAGCACUUUUCUAAGAAAAAAAUGAACCAAGUAAUAUGAUGGGCUAAAAUACUUAAAGAAUUUUCUUGAAUUAUUAGUGAUUUAGUGUUGCUUUUUCAGCUGUGUGUAUGCUUUUCCACAUCACUGACUUGUGGGUGGGCAAUGUUAGUAAUCUGAAGUAUGUUAUAUAAAUGUAAUGUCAUUACAAUAAGACAAUCUAUAUGCGGGUGCACAGUGUCAGUAUAAAUACCCCAUAUGUGUGUAUACAUGUGUAGCCCCAAUUUCCCGAUGUGCUGCAGCUGAACAGGCGUUUCUGAAAACAUGGGCUGCGGCUGUAUUAAUUACGUCCACAGUUGUGUUAUUUCUGUAAUUCCAGCAUUCCAGAAAAUACUGGCAAAAUAUGUUAUCUGUUGAUGUUUUAGGUUAACAUAGUUUGCUAACCCAAAAAAGGCACUUUGUCCAAGCAGGAUAUAUUUUGAAUCCAUGAUAUGAAUGCAGUUGCUUACCAUGAGGCGUGCCAUAACUUGAAAACGAAAUACCAGGUUAUGAUGUGAUCUCUUCAGUAUGAGUAUUUUUGUUGUGUUGAAACUUGGUAGACUGCAGCUAUGUACCAUUCCAGUCAGGCUAAACCUCAGUAAGACAUAACUGACUAAAGUUGUGGGUGCCAUUUCUUAAGAAAUGUUGACUUUGAGAUAUUUAAGGAGUUGAGAUACAAAUAUUCAAGCUUUUACAUGCAUUACAAGACAUUUUCUUCCAAAGAUAUACCACAGGAUUUGUUAUUUGUGGUGGUUUUUUUUUUUUUUACCUAGAUAGUUUACCUAUUUUAAAAUGGACAAUAUUACUUGGAUAGCCUUUAAGGAAAAGGCUUAAUGAAUACAUGUAGUUAAUCUUAGAACUCUCUGAAGAGCUGAAUAAAAAUACAAUUGAUUUUA